Molecule: messenger RNA, 5484 nt
Organism: Stegostoma tigrinum
Lineage: Eukaryota; Metazoa; Chordata; Chondrichthyes; Orectolobiformes; Stegostomatidae
Product: BTB/POZ domain-containing protein KCTD16-like
Exons: 2
Coding region: 1258-2124 (288 amino acids)
Biological process (GO): protein homooligomerization; regulation of G protein-coupled receptor signaling pathway
Cellular component (GO): postsynaptic membrane; presynaptic membrane
Molecular function (GO): protein binding
Source: RefSeq, a predicted model, not a curated record
GUGUUAGGCGUUGUUUGAAGAAUUUUCGGAUCCCUUUACAUACCAGUGAUAUGUGGUAACAAUUCGCUGCCGGUUUAUUUGUCCUCACUAUGAAUUACAGCAGUGUUUAUUGACGCUAAUUCUAGUUACGGUGACCGUAUAUGUUACCAAUGGCCCCAACUUUUAGCUCACGCAUGACAUACGGUGUCUCCAAAAAAAAACAGCACUCGCUCUCUCCUGUAACGCUGCUAUUUUCUCUGAAACGCUGGCAAACACUGCUUCAGAUCUGGCUGCGAGACUUUGUGGAUUACUAGGUCAUUUUAGCCGCACACUUCCACUUAAUUAUUUAUUCCACAAUCCUAAAAUACUCCAUCGCCUCUCGACGGAUUUGAGCCCUAGCCACCCUAGAACACGACGAAAUGACAAAUGAGGAAGAGACUGCUGGAGCUUUCGGCGUUUCACCUCGAGGGAGCCGGUUUCCUGGUGACUAAUGGCCAAUGACAACUUUGUGUCUAUGAUUGACCCUCAGGAGACAAUCAUUUUCCGUCUCGUAGGUUUCCGCGAAACCGAGGGAGUGAGAGAGAGAGAGGGGGAUAGAGAGAAAAAAAAUUUCCCGAAAACUAGACAGGCGGAGCCUGGGAGUGGUGGAGUCUGAAAGUAGCCGAGAGCGCCGCUGAUUCUUGGCGAGCUGCAGAAGCGUGCGAGGCACCCAGGGAAGCGGGAGCUGGCUUUUCACGUUCAGCCCUGAAUCAUACCGCCCCGACUCUCCAAGUUGGAGAAGUGGAGCUCGGCAGGAGGCGGUGUGUGAGAGCUCUUUGGGGGAAGAUGAUGUAAGAGGCGCUUUGCCAGCUGCUUUCUCUCUCUCUCUCUCACUGGGAGAUGUGACAAACCAGGAGCUCACAGCAGUCUAUCCGGAGCGCUGGGGAUCAGGAGCGGCCCCAGAGCGGAGGGUGGGAGGGAGGGAGCUAAACAAAUAGGGUCACUCCGAUCGGCCGCCAGGGCACAGGCAGCGAGCCCCUCCCUCCUCCCCCCCUGCCCCCAGGGGGCAGGACUCUGCUCCAAUACUCCAUCCCUCUCUCUCUCUCCCCCCCCCCCCCCCCCAUCACAGUGGAGGCGCUGGAGUCGGGGGGAAGCGGAGCUGGGAGUCUCCCGGUGUCCCGGGCUGCCCGGGGUAGGGGAGGCUGCUCUCUGACCAAGUGCCCUGCCCCGCCGCCGCCGCCGGGAGGGGUGGAGGCGGCCUCUCUCUCCUGGCCAGAAGUUGGCUCCGGGCUCCCGGCCAUGGCUCUGAACGCGAACUGCAGGCCGGCUCCCCCGCUGGCGGCCCGGGAGAGCAGCGGACCCCCGCUGCCUGAUGUGGUGGAGCUGAAUGUGGGCGGCCAGGUGUACUUCACCCGCCUGUCCACCCUGACCAGCCUCCCGAACUCGGUGCUCGGCAGGAUGUUCGGCCACAAGAGGAACUCGGCAGGCCCCGAGCUGGCCCGGGACAACCGAGGGCGCUUCUUCAUCGACCGGGACGGCUUCCUAUUCCGUUACAUCCUGGACUACCUGCGGGACAGGGCGGUGGUACUGCCCGAGCUCUUCCCGGAGAAGAUGCGCCUCCGGCGGGAGGCGGAGUUCUUCCAUCUGCCCGAGUUGGUCCGCAUGCUGAGCCCGGACGAAGGGCAGAGCCCCGGCCUCGAGGAGCCCUCUCACAGCGACCUGGAUGAGCUGUCCCAGGGCAGCGACCUCCCCCGGGCCGGCAGCCAGGCAGCGGAGCGCAGGGCCGGCUUCAUCACGCUGGGUUACCGCGGCUCCUGUGUCCUGGGCCGGGAUAGCCUGCAGGGGGAUGCUCGCCUCUUCCGCCGGGUCCCCCGUAUCCUCGCCUGCGGGCGGAUCGGCCUCCUCAAGGAAGUCUUCGGAGACAACGUGAAUGAGAGCAGGGACCCAGACCGGACGCCGGACAGGUACACGUCCCGCUUCUACCUCCGCUACCGCCAACUGGAGAGAGCCUUCGACACCCUGGCGGAAGCAGGCUUCACUCUACUGGGGAGCAACUCCUCUCUGACCGGCUCAGUGUGCGGCCAGGCGAUUGAUGACAGGGCAUGGAGCAGCUACACCGAAUACCUCUUCUACCGUCUGCCAACCACUCUGUGUGCACCCCUGUGAAGCAGAACUACUGGAUUGUCCUGCUGGUUCAGCCUCUGCCCUAACCACCAGCUUUGGACAAGGAGGAGCUGUCAUCUGGGCCACCAUCUCCUGCAUACUGGUCGCUAGCAGUUUCAGGGGACUCCGGUGGGAUGCUGCCAGAUCUCACAUUUCCCCCUAGAGCUCCUUUAAUCCUUUCUGAAUACUCUUCCUCUGAGUUGCUGAAACUCUUGACAGAUGUUUACUCUAAGGGCAUACAUCUUCUGCAUAAUCCCGAGUAUCAUCUGAUUGGUGGAACUGUUCAUAUCUGUCCAGUUUGCUUUUGGGAUUCUUUCUGGUGCCCUGCUCUCCUGAGCAGAAUAUUUCCUUGAGCAGAGGGAAUCUACUUGAAGGGCCAGAUGGACUAUUCUCGCUGCCUAGGUUACCAUCAUUUGGAUGACCUCGUCAUUGUCUCGGUGGGACAAGUGUAAACACUGGAAUUUUACUGAAAGUAUCAUUUGGGAACAGGAAGUGCAUCAUUUAAAGGGAUGUAAAAGAAAUGAGAUCAUGUGAUCUGCAAUAUGAUAGUAUGAUUUAUGCAUUACCUAUUAGCCAAGUUAUACUUAAAACGUCAAGGUGCAGAUAGGUGCCUUGCAAAAAUAGGUGCAUGCUGUAGUUAUGUUGAUCCUAAUUGCCUAUUGUGAACCUUCACUUGUUGGGCAGACUAACCCUAAACUUGCUACUUGUGGCAAGCAUUAGUUUGGAUGAAUGAAGUGCUGUACUGCUGAUUGUAGUUACCCUGGAUUUGUUUAUAUGCUAGUGGCCUUAUGUGGCCUCCUGAGACUUUUGGAUUUGCUACUAGCCUGGAUAUUUUGAAAUAUAAAGAUGUUAUUGAUUGGAUCCAUGCCACUGGACAACACAUGACUGUUGUCAGACCUGAUGUCUGGUUCAGGGUUAUCGAUUAUUGAUUGUCCCCUCUCGAAUAGUGCCAGGCUACAAUAUGAUUUGGCACCUUAAGAUUAUUUUCUUACUUGAUGCUAUCAGCAACCUGUCCUAUAGGAAAUAUGAAGGACCUGUAAUGGGAAUAAGGGGGGAAGGGUUACAUUCCAAUGAUUGAUUGUCUCGGUAAGUUUGGCUAAUUUCUCUUUGUGUAGACUUAUUCUCUUACAGGACUGUAUUUUUCUGUGGGACUUCAUCCAAAAACAGGGUGAAUUGCAGCAUUAGGAAAUUUUAACAGUGAAACCAAUCAUCACCAAAACACCCUCUCCCACCCAACCCAUCUUUGCUUGGGCCGCUGCAAGCAUUUCCUUGCCUGCUUGCUGCAUGCAAAUUGCAGUGACCUCUUGUGAUGCUGCAGCCUGACUGCAUCAGUGGCAAUAUUCCCCUCAGGGUCAAUGGUGAGCCUUGAUCUUGAUUGUAGGAAUCCUGGCUGGGAGCCUGGCGUACAAGAGAAAUCACUUCUUUAAAAGGACAUUUUCCUAUACUCUCUCUCUUCUGGCUAGUAAUGGACAUCAUUUUUAUCCCUGGAAUGUCUGAUCUAUAGUGAUAUUACCUCAUUUCUAUAACUUAAAUUGUUGGGCAACUCGGUUUAAGGCAUUCUUUUCUUAAUGUCAGUCUGUGGUGUGACUCAAUCUUAAAAUUGUAUGUUCUUUCUAUUUAGCAGAAUGUAUUAACAUGAUAUGGCAUUGACUAACUGCUUCUGAAAAGCUUUUAUUAUUGGUUAACAGACAUACGGUAAUAAUGUGGAGAAGUAGCUCAGUCUAGGGCAGUUUGGUUCAGAAGUUUAAACGGCAGCUAUUACGCAAGCCCCUCUGAUCCUGAAUGAAGCAAAUUAGAUCCAUCAAUUCAAAUCUGUCUCAUAAAGCAUAAUAGAUCAUCUUAUUUAGAAAUGUAAAGCUGCUGUAACGAUUCAGAAUUGGAAUUUUGAAUCAAGUUUCAGGUGCAGCAGUUGCCAUAUUUCAGAAUUGGUACUGUUUGAAUAAAUCUAAUUGCUUGCUGUAUAAUUUGUUUUGAAAAGUGAUAUUUAUACAGUUCUGUGUUUUUCAGAAGACGAUCUAACAGCAUUAGAUUUAGGUGAAAGCCAUGCAGAUACAGAACAAAAUAAAUCACAAAAAUGUCACAUACUGAAAAUAGUUUAUUUUCUCACUCUUAAUAGAAAGGGAAGUUUGACACUGUUUAUAGGGUCAUAGGGUCAUUCAGCAUGGAAACAGACCUUUUGGUCCAACCAGUCCAUGCCAAGCAUAACCCAAAACACAACUAUUCCCACCUGCCUGGACCUGGCUCAUAUCACUGCAAACCUUUCCAAUUAAUGUAUCCAUCCAAAUGUCUUUUAAACAUUAUAAUUGUACCCACAUCCACCACUUUCUCAUUCCACAUGCGAACCUCAGUCUAUGUUAAAAAAAGACUUAGAACUGUAAAAAAUUUUAAAUCUUUAACUAAGUCUGCAAUCCCAAGAACAGCUGCAAGAUCCAUGCUGCCUUCCUUUAUCCUUUUCAAAGUACAGAUCUAGGAAACAAAAGUAAAAUGUAGAGUGAUUAAUGUUUCAUAUUCUCAUAUUUCCCAAAUCAUACCACAGACUUAGUUGCUUGGGUGAAUUAAUGAUUUUACUGCAUUAAAAGACCCAUUCUAAUUGAUGUUCAUGAUUUGAAUCUCUUCAGAUUAUUCAAGUGGAAUGAUCAACCUUUAAACAAACCAGUUUGACAUACCUUAAAAUGAGCAUGGAAUAUGCAGAUAAGAGUUGAGCUUAAAAACCUUCAAGGGAAUAAACCUGUUCAUAUAGCAUCUCUUCUGAAAGAUUUGUAUUGAUUUCCUGGUGUUAGACACUGCUGCAGGCAUGAUCUGUAGGUUGUGUGGCUCCCUUCAAUGUUAACUGCACGCCCCAAGGAAUCAGCAUAAAUCCAGAAACAGUGCUGCACAUUGGACUUCUCCUCCUCUAUGUGUUGUAUUGAGAAAGAAAAGGUAUCACUUACUAAGUAAAAUUAUGCGACCUAUAUCAGACCUAAAUGCCAUUUGCUUUUGCAGUCAGGUUUUGAUUUUUGACUAACUGGAUAAGUGCUGGCUCUAGAAGUUAUCUAUGGCCAGAGUGUUUCUGUUGUGGUGUCUGCUUGAUAGGUGAUAAACCAUUGGAAAUUCUGUGUCAAUGUUUCUUUUGCCACAGUUGUUAAUGAAUGUUCUGUAAAACAACUUUUUAAAAAAUAUAUAAAAAGGUAUGCGUGAAUGUGGAUUUAUAGACUACUGCCUGUGAACACCUCAAAUUAUCAGAGUUAACACAAUUGCUGUAGGGUGGGAUGUGAAAAUAUUGAGACGAUAGACAAGAUAAAUUUUGGUUGAUUUGUAGUAUCAAGUUUGUGCAUUAAUUCUGUUAUAAUCCAAUUUCUUUUUUAAUAAACUGUGGUUGUUCCA